GAAAAGGCUCAAAGCCAGCUGUAUUUACGGUCUUCCGAGGAGAUCGCUUUGGUGCGAUUCUUGCUGCAGCAGGACGCGCUCGGCCAGCCGGUCCGCGUGAAGCACGUUCGCUCAAUCGCCUUUAGUCUGGCAUGCUCACGUAUUCUCGCCGACAAACCAGACAAGCCUCCGGGCAAGAACUGGUCGCGGUCCUUCUGCAAGAGGCAUCCUGACAUUUUGAAGGCCGGCAAGAGCAGUGCGAUGGACUGGAAUCGC
Molecule: messenger RNA, 255 nt
Organism: Dissoconium aciculare CBS 342.82
Lineage: Eukaryota; Fungi; Ascomycota; Dothideomycetes; Mycosphaerellales; Dissoconiaceae
Exons: 1
Source: RefSeq, a predicted model, not a curated record